AUGGCUUUCACACGCGCCCUUACCACCAUGAGCAUCAUGGCGGUUGUCUCAGGAUUCAACAUGUAUCCUUUGCUUCCGGGUCCGAUAAUGACGGAGAUCUUGGGUAUCUCAAGUAGCUGUCUUUCAGCACUUAAUACCACGUUACCAUGCGAUAACGAUCUCAUGGGCUGGACGCAAAAGGUCGAUCAGAUCUAUUGGCAGGAGAGUGAUGUGGUCACUCUUUGCACUCCUCGCUGUAUCAAUGCUGCCGGUCUUUGGAAGACCAAUGUCGAAAUCGCUUGUGCAAGUGAUUGGCUGCGUCAUGGAGAGCGAUAUGUUCCAGCUGACACGUUGAGCGAUCGGAUUUCAGAGGGCUUGAACAUGGCAUGCAUGCAAGAUUCAGCCAAACAGUGGUGUUUGAUUGAGUCGUACGAAUGGACAGGAUCCGAUGUUGUCCAAAUCGAUUGUGAAGCAUUUCCCGAGGAUCCAUGGUGCUUGAACCGUGCCGACUUCAGCGCCAACCAAAGUCGCAUGUCCACUCUGUAUGACGACGAGCUACUGUGCUCAGAGUGCUUCAUGAAGCAGCUCUAUGCGCGAGUCACAUCCGAGUUUCUUCAGGACACAGACUAUGGUGAUUACCUCGUCAACGAAUACCAGGACAUCCAAAAUGUGUGCAAGAAGAGUAUGGGUGAGCUCGUCACAAGAAUUGUGCCUGCAUACCCCCAUUUGACAGAGGGACCGGAUAUCGGUAAACCUGAAUAUACACCACCGGUAACGAGCACACCUGCAGCAACACCAUCACCAACUGCUUGUGCUGGUAGAGUUUUAGAUAUUCGACCCCUCCUUGAAGACUUCGAUUGCCACGAGAUUGCAGAACAGUUUGAGUUAGCAUCCGGUUCGCUUGCGGCUGUGACUGGAAAUAACUAUUGCACAACCGACGUAGAAAUUUGCGUGCCACAGGCAUGUAACGUGUACCACAUACAAGCAAAUGAUACAUGUGCUUCCCUUGCUCAAACUUGGUCUAAUUCUACAACGAACGUUACUAUGGCUCAGGUUGCUACUUGGAAUCCCUUUAUUCUGGGUGCAUGCGAUCAUCUACUCGUGGGCCAAGUUGUCUGCUCGAGUCCCCCAGGAGGAGCAUGGAUCAGUCCACCAGCUUCAGAGAUCCCUGACAGUAGCGAGGGUCCAGUCCGAGGUGGUCCAGGCAGCACGGCAUCUCUUCCAAUUAUAGAUGAUGCAAGUGCUGUUCCGGCCGAUAUGUUGCAAGAAGGUAUAUCAUCAGACUGCAAUCGAUGGAUUGUGGCAAACAAUACUCAAGCCGCAUGCUGGAAGCUGGCAAACGACGCCAAAAUCUCCACACAGAGACUGUUUGAGUUGAACCCAGUUCUUGGAACAGCUGGUGAAUUCUGCGCGACCCGAGUCUGGCUCGGCUACUAUUACUGCAUUGCGACACCAGGAGACGGCACGAGUCCAAGUCCCACAAAGCCCAUCACAAGUGCGACUCCUACUACUGGACCGGCCAAGCCUACACAGACUCAAUCCGGAAUCGAUCCAAAUUGUAAUUCUUUUGCGCAAGCGCCGGAAACUGGAGCGUCAUGUUGGUCUAUUGCCAAUGGGGCAGGCAUUGACUUGGCCAAUUUUUACAAAUGGAACAUUGGUCUUGGAUCAAACGGAGAGAAUUGUAACACACAGAUAUGGCCCCAGUAUUAUUACUGUGUGGGAGUCGCGACCACAACGUCGAAAGCUCCAACCACUACUUCAAGUGCUCCGAAGCCUGCAAGAACACAGACUGGAUUUCCUUCCAACUGUACAAAAUGGGUGGAGGCCAAAGAUGGAGAUUCCUGCUGGGCUAUCAGCAAUGCAAAUGGUGUCGAUGCAAACUUGUUCUACAAACUCAACCCAGUGCUGGGCGAAGGCGGAGCAAAUUGUGGAUCUCAAAUCUGGCCAACGUACUUUUACUGUCUGGCCAAUUGA
Messenger RNA from Alternaria atra, 1953 nucleotides. RefSeq lists its product as uncharacterized. NCBI's taxonomy places the organism in Eukaryota, Fungi, Ascomycota, Dothideomycetes, Pleosporales, Pleosporaceae. Bases 1 to 1953 code for a protein of 650 amino acids. The record is from RefSeq and is a predicted model, not a curated record. The transcript has 4 exons.